UUAAGAACCCUGAGAAGUAGAGCCAGUCUGCGCUUCGGAUCCCCGCCGGGCCACCGUAAGCCGCAGCGGGGCGGCUCCGCUUUCCCUGCCCGCCCUGCCAACCCCUCUGACCUUCCCCGGCGGGCGGGCGAGCGGGCGGCAGGCAUGGCUCUGCGGAGGACGCUCGGCUGCGCGGUCCGCCGCUACUCGCAAGGAGCGACCAAGGAAUGGCUGACAGAGGACUUCCUUGAUUCUCUGAGAGCGGUGGUGGGGAGCGCCAAUGUGUCCACGGCUGCGGCUGUUCUUGAGCAACAUGGCCAUGACGAAUCCAUACACAGGUGCUGCCCGCCGGAUGCUGUGGUCUGGCCCCAGAAUGUGGAGCAGGUCAGUUUGCUGGCUACGGCAUGCUACAGCCGUGGUGCUCCCAUCAUUCCCUUUGGCACGGGCACAGGCCUGGAAGGUGGUGUGAGUGCUGUGAAGGGUGGCGUGUGCUUGAACUUGACCCAAAUGGACCAGAUCUCUGAGCUGAACACGGAGGACUUCACCGUGGCUGUAGAGCCAGGGGUGACCCGGAAGGCACUGAACAGCUUCCUGAGAGGCAGCGGACUCUGGUUUCCUGUAGACCCUGGGGCUGAUGCUUCUCUCUGCGGCAUGGCAGCCACAGGCGCCUCGGGCACAAAUGCUGUGCGCUAUGGCACCAUGCGCCAAAACGUGCUCAACCUGCAAGUGGUGCUGCCCGACGGGAGAGUGCUUCACACGGCUGGCCAGAACCGGAGGCCCAGGAAAAGUGCUGCUGGCUACCACCUAACGGGGCUCUUUGUAGGCUCAGAAGGGACACUAGGGCUCAUCACCCAGGCCACGCUGCGCCUGCACGGCAUCCCUGAGGCCACUGUGGCGGCUGUCUGUGCCUUUCCUAGUGUGCAAGCUGCGGUGGACAGCACUGUGCAGGUUCUUCAAGCUGGGAUCCCCAUUGCCCGCAUUGAGUUCCUGGAUGAUGUUCAGAUGGGUGCCUGUAACUGCUACAGCGGCCUGAGUUAUGCAGAGCUGCCCACCCUCUUCCUGGAGUUCCACGGCACUGAAAAUGGUGUGGAUGAGCAGGUGCAAGCAACAGGGGAGAUUGUGCAGUCGAACGGUGGCUCAGACUUCAUGUGGGCACGGGAACAGGAAGCUUGCAAUCAGCUGUGGGCAGCACGGCACAACGCCUUCUAUGCUGCCCUGGCCCUCCGCCCUGGCUGGAAGGCCUACUCAACUGACGUCUGUGUUCCAAUCUCCCGCCUCCCUGCAAUCCUGGUGGAAACGAAGACAGACUUACUGGAGUCGAAGAUCACAGGUCCCAUUGUUGGCCAUGUGGGUGAUGGGAACUUCCACUGUCUCUUGCUUUUUGAUCCAGAAGAUGCUGAAGAGAGCCAGAGAGUGGUGGACUUUGCCAAACGACUGGCCAGAAUGAUCAUCAUUUGGCUCCAGAAUCGUACUCAAAGAGUGCUGAUCAAUGGUUCCUUCUCAAACUGGGCGGAAGUAACGAGUGGGGUACCACAGGGCUCGGUCCUGGGCCCAGUGCUCUUCAACAUUUUUAUUGACGACUUGGAUGAGGAGGUCUAAUCACCACUGACGGCCUCCGAAAGAGGAGUGGAUACCAUCAAUUGCUUCAAUGAACACUCAAAUGCCUGGAAAAUGUCUUUGCCUUCUUGCAAAAAGAUGUAAUUGUUGGUGCCAGGGCUGUGGAGUUGGUACGCCAAACCUUCGACUCCGACUCUAUUUUUCUACUGUCUGACUCCGACUCCACCCAAAAUUGCUUCAGACUCCACAAUUCCAACUCCGACUCCACAGCCCUGGAAAGCACUGUAAGUGUAAUUUUAAAUUGGAAGCUCUCAUAGGAGCAUUUUUAUCGCUGCCUGAAUAUGCGCUGAUCUUGGCAUCAUAGCAUUUGUCUUCAUCUGGGUCCUGUGUCAUACACUGACACACAAAAUGUUUUCCAUCUUGAGUUAUGGUGAAAUGCUCAACUACAGCUGACUUCAUGGGAAGCUUCUCUGACAUUGUGAAUUUAUAUUUUAAAAUUUUGUCAAUCAAAAUUUAUUUUGAAGCCAGAGUCGGAACAUUUGUACCGACUCUGACUCCACCCAAAAUUGCUUCCGACUCCACAACUCCGACUCCACAGCCCUGGUUGGUGCCAGGCAAGCCUCCCUCGGAGAACAUUCCACGGACCGCACUACUGAAAAGGCCUCUUCCCUCCUUACCACCCUCUGGACAACUUAUUACAUAAUGAAGUAGCACUGUCUGGAAAUUGGAUUGAUGCAGUUCAGAUAUCAUGCCAAACCACAGCGAAGGAAGCCCAAGUAUAGCUUAGUGCGAUGUCUGAAUUGACACACCAAGGAAUGAAUGGCCUGGCAAAUUGGAAUAAAAACCACAGUCUGAAAUGGUGGGGGGUAUGCAAGUCAUAGGAUGGCAUGCAAUGUUAGUUCUACUCUGAGUAGAUCCAACUGAAAUUAAUGAAUGUGGCUAACUUAGGUCCAUUGCUUUACUCUGACAGUAGAACUUAGUUGAAUACAACCCACAGUUUUACCUGCAUUAGUUACAGCUGUCACUCUGCUUCUCCCACUAGAUAAACAGGCAAAGGAUCCAGACCAUUGCCACAAAUUUGGCAAAAAUUACUGUCUUAAAACAUUAAGCAAUAGCUUUUGAUUUUCUUUUUAUAUGCAGAGUUUGCAUACUAAAAAAACCCAAAAUGUCUUCUGCAUUAAGGAUAUCAGACACACCUUUUCUGCCACUGCGUGAGUUAAGUGUGCAUAAACCUCCUAAUGUAAUUCUUUAGUGGGCUGGAAGCCAGUGAACUGACUCAGUGUACAGCCCUGACAAACAGUGCAAUAUCCUCUAUAGCACCCUUCGAACACGGGCCAAAAAGGUUGCUAGGCUGAUCACGGGAGGCCCCGGAGGAAACCAGCUCAAGAAGGAAGCCAGCAUCCCACUUGCCUAACGCCUGAAGGCAAUUGUGUGAAAACCCUCCUUUGGUUCACAGCUCCAAAAACAGGCCACACAGGUGAUGGUGACUCUGCAUGGGGAGGGGGUGCGCUGGAGGAGUUGCUAAGCACGGGGGCUAUUUUCACAGAUCCCCUUCCACUCCCCUAUGCUGCUGCCUGACCUGACACAACCCUGUGUAUGAGCAUGUUGGGUGCCAGCCAAAAGCGCGGGGGAGAGAAGGCAGGGGAUCCUCAUAGUGGGGAAGGAGGCAGGCACCGCCAUUUGAAUUCCAUCUUCCAGUACCUCUGCACGAGGUGCAUCAUCUCUGGCUGUGCUCUGUUUGGCAGGCAGAGGAAUUUCUGGGGAGAGGUGGAACUGCCUUUGUGAUCGCAGGCUACAGAAGGCCCAGCUGUAAUGCAGAACGGCCGGCUGUCUGGCCCCUCCUCCUGACCUGAUUUCCAUCUCACAGCCUCAGGAGCUGCCUGGCGCCAUCUCUGCCAGCACAGCCUGGGCGGAUUCCAUGCCACAUCAGGGAUGCUCUGGGACUAAUGCAGCCUGGCACCGACAGCUGAAGCAGGUGCCAGUUAAGCCAUUGGGCCCCUUGUUGCUGGGCAGGCCCACUCACUCCUGGGGAGGGGGGGAGUGCAGAGAAAGCAGUCAGCCUUUUGCCAGGCUCGCUCCAGCUCAGCAACUGCAACAGCACAGAGGCAAAGCCAGCACUGUCCUCCGGGUGACAAGCAGAAGGCAGGUGGCCACUGGCUCUGGGCAGGAGGCUAAAGAAAUCACAUGUAUGUGGCUCUUUGUCUAUACCAACCAUGCACAUCCACCCCACCCCCAGUGCUAGACUCUGGUUGCAUGUGGCAGGCAGUAGGUGUUUUCUCCCUCCAAUGAGCUCACAAUCCACACCAUCUAAGAAUAGAAUCUGGCAUCUGAUGCAGGAAAGUCUUCUGCUGAAAAAUGAAGUGCUCCUGGUCCUUAUGGCUGCAGAGGUAAUUCAGAAGUAUUUAAGCAGGCGUGGGGAAAUCCCUGAAGCUCCAUUUGCCUCCAUUUGUGUAAGCAUAUUGCAUAAAACUGGCUUAGUAAAUUGAUUUUUUAUUUC
Molecule: messenger RNA, 4033 nt
Organism: Rhineura floridana
Lineage: Eukaryota; Metazoa; Chordata; Lepidosauria; Squamata; Rhineuridae
Gene: LDHD
Product: lactate dehydrogenase D
Exons: 12
Coding region: 145-1578 (477 amino acids)
Biological process (GO): lactate catabolic process
Cellular component (GO): mitochondrion
Molecular function (GO): FAD binding; D-lactate dehydrogenase (NAD+) activity; D-lactate dehydrogenase (cytochrome) activity
Source: RefSeq, a predicted model, not a curated record